Alligator sinensis (Chinese alligator) is the source of this 1566-nucleotide messenger RNA. It is a transcript of the gene MSRA, whose product is annotated as methionine sulfoxide reductase A. NCBI's taxonomy places the organism in Eukaryota, Metazoa, Chordata, Crocodylia, Alligatoridae. The record is from RefSeq and is a predicted model, not a curated record. Gene Ontology annotation, molecular function: peptide-methionine (S)-S-oxide reductase activity. Gene Ontology annotation, biological process: cellular response to oxidative stress. Gene Ontology annotation, cellular component: cytoplasm. The coding region runs from base 44 to 730 and encodes 228 amino acids. The transcript has 6 exons.
GGCCUUCGACCCUCCCCCCCGUCAGGGCCGCAGCCGGAGGGCGAUGACCGCUGCGCCCCGCCGCUUCCUCCGCACGCUCCUGGGCGCCAUGGGAGACUCAGCCUCCAAGCUGCCCGGCAGGGAAGAGGCCCCGCCCGGGCGCAGCGACCGGAUCCGGGUCUCCGCUAAACACCACGUCAAUGGAAACAGAAUGGUUGAACCUUUCCCAGAGGGAACACAGAUGGCUCUAUUUGGUAUGGGCUGCUUCUGGGGAGCUGAGAAGACAUUUUGGAGGCAAAAAGGAGUCUACUCAACUCAAGUGGGUUAUGCUGGGGGAUAUACCUUGAAUCCUUCCUAUGAAGAAGUCUGUGCAGGUAAAACUGGCCACGCGGAAGUUGUUCGAGUGGUGUAUCAGCCAGAAAGCAUCAGCUUUGAGAAACUGCUCAAGGUCUUCUGGGAGAAGCAUGACCCGACACAAGGAAUGCGGCAGGGUAAUGACUUUGGCACACAGUAUCGCUCGGCCAUCUACACCUUCUCUCAGGAACAGAUGGAAGCUGCUCUGAGAUCUAAAGAGGAUUAUCAAAAGGUUUUGACAGAGAGCGGUUUUGGCACGAUCACAACAGAGAUCCGCGAGGCUCCCGAGUUCUUCUACGCAGAAGAUUACCAUCAGCAAUACCUGAGCAAGAACCCCAAUGGCUAUUGUGGGCUUGGGGGCACUGGAGUCUCCUGUCCUCUUGGGACGGGCAAAUAACCAGGGCUGGCACCGCUGCACAAACCCCGCUUUGGGUUUUCUUUAGAAUAAUGCAAGAAAGCAAACGUAUGCAUCGCCUAGUUUAUGACGUACCUGCAGUGCCCCCACGUCUGUGAGCUCCCGGAGGUACAACCUUCUUUAUUUUGAGAGUGCAGACUUGCUUCGAUUGGACAGACGCUAAAGGUUGGAAUGACUUCUGAAAUUGUGCCCAGUCCCGUGGCUCGAAAUACAGCCGCCCAAUUUGUGCCCUUUCAUGUGUGAACUAGCAGCUAUUUGUGUCAGGAGAAAGGAAGAUUUUUUUGGACCUUCCUAGCUAAAUUAUCAGAAUUGGCGUCAAGGUUGCACAAAUUUACCUGCAAACCUUUUCAUGGCCAAUGCUUAUGGAUGCAUUUUUCCUCCCGAUUUGCUGAAUUUCCUCGGCUUUUGCGAGCAUAACCCAACACGUUGUCUCCCACAAAAUAUUAUACGGGUUAUCUUCACCAUAGCAACUACAGCUUGAUUUCUUUGUGGCUGGGGAAUUUACAGUUUUAAUAAUUGUUAAAUUCUCUCACCCUUACCCACUCACAACAUAACAUAUUGCCUCUAGUGAUUAUUCUUUUGGAGAAAAAAAAAGGGAGUAAAUAAUAAUAAUAAUAAUUCUAUAAUGUGAUGGUGGGGGGGUGGGUUCUCCUGGGCCAAAAAGUGCACACGUACAAAAGGAGGCAGUUUUGCUUCCAGCGCUGCAAUAAAUCACAUCAUGCCAAAAAAACCACGUGCUCUGUGGAUCUAAAUAUGUGACUCGUUAGAUCUGAGAGUGCAUCAAAUACAAUAAAAGGGUGUAGCCUACUGAUGGAAAA